This is a messenger RNA of Juglans microcarpa x Juglans regia, 1263 nucleotides long. RefSeq names its product nitrile-specifier protein 5. The transcript has 2 exons. NCBI's taxonomy places the organism in Eukaryota, Viridiplantae, Streptophyta, Magnoliopsida, Fagales, Juglandaceae. The record is from RefSeq and is a predicted model, not a curated record. Gene Ontology annotation, biological process: nitrile biosynthetic process. Gene Ontology annotation, cellular component: cytosol; nucleus. Bases 274 to 1242 code for a protein of 322 amino acids. Gene Ontology annotation, molecular function: enzyme regulator activity; protein binding.
CUAUAGGUAUAUAUGGGUGAGGCAUGCAUGCAAAACCCAGCACUAUCCAUGCAUGCAUGAGGCCUUCUCUCUCUCUCUCUCUCUCUCUCUCUAUAUAUAUAUAUAUAUAUAUAUAGCUAGGCUUGCUAGCUUAUAUAUUUAAGCAUGCAUACGCAUUAAUAUUCACAACCCAAAACUCAAAAGUCAGUUUGCAGUUUCAAAGCGGACUAGUCCUGAAAAGUUGAAGGCACUACUUCCUUCCAUCCAUCGCAUACUACUCUCCCCGAUCCAUCCAUGGCCGUGGCUCAAGGCAAAUGGCUCAAGCUUGAUCAACAUGGUACUGCGCCUGGAGCCAGAAGCUCACAUGCCACUGCCAUAGUUGGACAAAAGGCCUAUGUUUUUGGUGGUGAAUUCAAGCCACGUGUCCCGGUCGAUAACGAGCUCCACGUCUUUGAUCUGGAAACCCUAACAUGGUCUGUUGCAGAGGGCACCGGGGAUGUCCCGCCACCACGUGUCGGUGUGACAAUGGCAGCUGUUAGAAAAACUAUCUAUGUGUUUGGUGGUAGGGACAGUGAACAUAACGAGCUGAAUGAGCUCUACUCCUUUGACACAUGCACAAAUAAGUGGACCCUACUCUCUAGCGGAGACAUCGGCCCCACUCACCGAAGCUACCACUCUACGACGGCCGAUGAUCGACAUGUAUACAUCUUUGGUGGCUGUGGAGUGGCUGGUCGACUUAAUGACCUAUGGGCCUAUAAUACUGUUGAUCAAAAGUGGGUCAAAUAUCCUGCCCCAGGAGACGGAUGCAAGGGUAGAGGUGGGCCUGGGCUGGCUGUGGCCCAAGGAAAAGUAUGGGUUGUGUAUGGUUUUGCUGGAGUGGAAAUGGAUGACGUACACUACUUUGAUCCAGUCCGUGGAGAAUGGGCCCAAGUCGAGACAACUGGUGAAAAACCUACAGCUCGCAGUGUAUUUUCUACACUCGGGAUUGGAAAAUACGUAUUUAUAUAUGGUGGGGAAGUAGAUCCUAGUGACCAAGGUCACUUAGGUGCCGGUAAAUUUGCUGGCGAGGUUUAUGCAUUGGACACAGAGACAUUAGUGUGGAAACGAUGGGAUGAUGGACCGGAAUCGGGUGAUCAUCCCGGGCCUCGCGGUUGGUGUGCGUUCGCAGCUGGUCACCGGGAUGGAAAGGAGGGACUUUUGGUGUAUGGUGGCAAUUCACCAAGCAAUGAUAGGCUUGGUGACCUUUUCUUUUUCACUCCUUGAUAGUCAUCAUGAGAUCAUGAU